AUGCCCCCCACGCCUGGACUUGGAGCCCCUGGUACUCGGUACCCCCGGCACCCAGAGCCCCCGGUGCCCGACCCAUCCCGGCACCCAGAGCCCCCGGUGCCCGACGCCCCCCGAACGCGGUGCCCCCCGUGCCCGGUGCCCGCACCCCGGUGCCCCCGGUGCCGGUACCUGCGGGCGGCGGGCGGCAGCAGGGCCGGGCUCCAGGCGGCCGCGGGCAGCGGCAGCAGCAGGCAGAGGCACAGGCAGAGCCCCAGCGAUUCCCCGUCCCCCCCCCGCAGUGCGUGUCCCCCCAUCCCGGUGCAGACGCCCCGGUUCCCCCCGCGCGUGUCCCCGCUCCCCGUUCGCGCGUUCCCGGCGCGCGCGCUGCCGGUGCGGCGGGUGCCCGCGGCCGUGCGCGCCGCCGGUGCCGGUGUCGGUGUGUGCCUGGCGCUGCCGGAGCGCUGCCACCGCCCGGCCCCGCGCCCGCCGCCGCCGCCGCCGCCGCUCCCGGUGUGGCCGCGGACCCCGGUGCGGCCGCGGCCGCCGGAGGUGACACCCCCCUCCUUCACCGGGCGGCGGGAGCAGCCGUGGAGCCGCCGAGGACGUGGGCCGAGCGGCAGGACACGAGGAGGAAGAGGAGGAGUGGGUGUCUCGUCUCGGGGACAGCACCGUGGCCGCGUGUCCCCACCGCCGCCCGCAGCCGCCGCCAUCCUCGAGCCGACGCGGUCCGUGAGGUCCCGGUGA
Molecule: messenger RNA, 723 nt
Organism: Pipra filicauda (Wire-tailed manakin)
Lineage: Eukaryota; Metazoa; Chordata; Aves; Passeriformes; Pipridae
Product: basic proline-rich protein-like
Exons: 4
Coding region: 1-723 (240 amino acids)
Source: RefSeq, a predicted model, not a curated record